ACGACAAGUGCGCUUUGUUGACAAAUCCUUCGUGUUUAUAGUUUUAAGUAAUUUUAAAUAAUAAAAAAAUCGCCAUGCUGCGCUCGAGCCUUCAGUUGCUGCGUUCUUCGUUGCCGUUUCCAAAUACAUCGAGCGUAAACGGUGUCGUUGCCAAUCCUCUUGCGUUGCAUUCGAGAUGUAUGCAUUUAACCUCGAAUUUAUUCGCCGAAAGAAGAGAUUUGAGAACUUACAGAAUGACAAUGCCAAGUAAAGAUCAAACUCUCCAUGGUGAGAACUCUAUUGAAAUUGACAGUGUCAAGGACAAGAAAGGUAUGUUUCCGGAUAAAGAUACCCCCAACAGAGUAUUCGAUGGUGUUUUAUUCAAAGAACUUCCCAUUUUCAACAUCAAGGCUUGUAAAAAUAACACAAUCAUAACGAUGUCAGAUUUUAAAGGAAAUGUUCAUUUAACCAAAUCUUGUGGUACUUGUGGUUUCAAAACAGCGAAGAAAGCUACAAAUAUUGCUGCUCAAACUACUGCUAUCACCAUCAGUACUAAAGCACUAGGAGAAUUAGGCGUGAGAACCGCAAGAGUGAGAGUACAAGGUAUUGGUCCAGGCAGAAUGGCUGCAAUUAAAGGCCUACAAAUGGGAGGAAUCAACAUAGUUUGUAUCACAGAUAACACUCAUGUAUCAUGGGCUCCUCCACGGGCAAGAAAACAAAGACGAGUUUAAGCAAUCUGUUAUCAUUAUACGAAGUAUUUUCUACAAGUGUACAUGUUGUUAUAUUAUAAGUUUAUUAUCGGAAAUAAA
Molecule: messenger RNA, 788 nt
Organism: Trichogramma pretiosum
Lineage: Eukaryota; Metazoa; Arthropoda; Insecta; Hymenoptera; Trichogrammatidae
Gene: mRpS11
Product: 30S ribosomal protein S11
Exons: 5
Coding region: 75-710 (211 amino acids)
Biological process (GO): translation; ribosomal small subunit assembly; maturation of SSU-rRNA from tricistronic rRNA transcript (SSU-rRNA, 5.8S rRNA, LSU-rRNA)
Cellular component (GO): mitochondrial small ribosomal subunit; ribosome
Molecular function (GO): small ribosomal subunit rRNA binding; mRNA 5'-UTR binding; structural constituent of ribosome
Source: RefSeq, a predicted model, not a curated record